Hibiscus syriacus is the source of this 713-nucleotide messenger RNA. RefSeq names its product PLASMODESMATA CALLOSE-BINDING PROTEIN 1-like. Bases 41 to 646 code for a protein of 201 amino acids. The record is from RefSeq and is a predicted model, not a curated record. The transcript is spliced from 3 exons. Lineage: Eukaryota; Viridiplantae; Streptophyta; Magnoliopsida; Malvales; Malvaceae.
UUUCGACUUCUGUCUUGCUUUACCAAAUUAACUCUCUUCCAUGGCAGUACCGAUCUCCAAACCAGCAUUGUUCUUCUUCUUCCUCUCGUUGCUGAUAAAACCCUCGUCGGUUGCUCGAGCGCAGAGCUGGUGCGUGGCUCGGAGCGACGCGAGUUACCAGGCACUGCAGACCGCACUCGACUAUGCGUGCGGCUCCGGCGCCGAUUGUGGCCCUAUACAGUCCGAUGGGCUUUGUUUUCUUCCGAAUACAAUCCAGGCUCAUGCUUCUUAUGCUUUCAGUAGCUAUUAUCAACGUCGAGCCAUGGCUCCCGGUUCCUGUGACUUUUCAGGCACCGGCACUGUUGCUAAAACUGACCCCAGUUAUGGAUCUUGUAUGUACCCUUCUUCUCAAAGGUCGGCCGGAGGGAUCGCUACACUGGGGUCGGGGUCACGGAACAACCCGAAUGUACCAACGACGACCACGACAAGUGCCCCGAUCACUAGCGGAGAUGGCGGUACCGAGAUAAAUAACGCUGGACUCACCCCUCCAUUUCCCACAACAGAUGAAUCUAAAGCUUCAUUAGAUGGCAUAGUCACCAAAAACUCAAUGUUCAUCAUGAUCUUACUUGUUCUAUCAUUUAUUUUGCACCCAGUUUGGAACUUUUAAACCAUGAUGGGAAGAGGCGUUUUUGUUAGAGGUUGGAGCCUUCUUUCUUAGCUAUUUUAUCGAAUGG